CAUAAUUUUUGGGUAACUCAUGCUUCCUUAUUUUUCUACACGGGUACUAACACUCUUUCUUGUCCUAUUGUCUACCUUCAACUAUGACUCUACCACAGCAACUACGUUCUGAGAGUGACUUCGACCAGCUGCCUAAUAACGUCCCAAUUAGUGCUACCAUUGCGGAUGUCGAGGAGAAGAAGGGCUUCAUUGACUAUUUUAGGUUUGUUAUUGAGGUGAAGACCAAAGGAGGCAGCAAGUAUCUGAUCUACCGGCGCUACCGAGAGUUCUUCAGCUUACACCAGAUCCUUGAGUCCAGGUACUCACCGGAGGACCCUGACAGACCUUCACCCAAUUCCUGCGUGCUCCCCACGCUUCCGGGCAAAGUGUUCAUGGGCAACAAGCGGGAGAUUGCGGAGAGCAGAAUCCCUGAGCUCAACACGUACAUGAAGAGGCUGCUUGGUCUGCCGACGUGGUUGCUGCUGGACGAGGAGCUCAGGAUGUUCUUCUACCAGACGGAGAUGGACAGCCAACAGCAACCUCGGGCUCUCAGGCGUUUACGCCCGCCUACCCGCAGAGUGAAGACUGUUAAACCAAAGACGGACCUCUUCUCCUCCCCCAGGGCAGAGGCCAUGUUUGACUUUUGCGGAAGCAGCAAAGCAGAGUUGAACCUAAAGAGAGGAGACUUGGUGUUCCUGCUGCAUCGAGUCAACCCCGACUGGCUGGAGGGCACCACCAAUGACCAGACGGGUAUUUUCCCAGAAUCAUUUGUGAAGAUCAUCAAGCCCCUCCCAGAGAGCGAAUCUGAGGGAGAAAGUGGCGGCUCCACCUUUAGCUGUCUGCGAUGCUACUUGCUCACCCCUGAUGGAGUCGACACCAGAGACGUGUGCGUUCAAGAGGACCUCACCAUCCAGCCAACACACAAGGACCUGAUGUCUCGAAUGAGGGACGUCUUCAAGGUGGACGGCAUUGCGUUAAAUUACCGCGACCCCGAGGGCGACUUGAUCCGCAUCCUGGACGACGAGGACGUGCAGCUGAUGAUCUCGGAGAGCAGAGGUCAGCCGGGGGCGGGCCAGAGGCCUGUCAAUCAGUUUCCAUGGGAACUGCACGUGACAUUGGCCUCGGACCUUUCUGUUUACAAUGUGGAGGCAUAAACUUCACAGGGGGGCAUUUUGUUUUAGUCAAAGUCUCAACAUACUGAGGAGUAAACCUACUACAGUGUUAUUCAUUUGUAUGAUCCAAUCACAAUUUUAUGUUUUGACAAAAUAUUCAUGCAAACUUUAAGGCAAAUGUUAUCGAUUGAAUGUUUGUAAAGUUGUGUACUGGCUACGUCUUGAAGCAAUAUACUUGUUGACUUGAUUCAGUUUGCUGCUGCCUUAGACAUUUUCAAGUGAAUAUUUCCUACUGCUGGACAAACGUUGGCUAUAUUCUACAUUUUGAUGAGCUAAAAGACUCCCUUUCAAAACUCAGUAGGUUGAAGCUGCUUUCAUUUUUAUCACUGCUGGGUUUCGCAUUUAAUUGUAACAAGGUCUAGCUCUGAGCCUCGGGCUACGCUGCUUUGGACAAAGUUUUGCCAGUUGAAAAAUAUUUAAAGCUAGAAUUGGAGUUAAAUUCCUGCAAUAAAUAAUAAAAAAAAUCAGGUGUAUGUUCGAAAAUAGCUGUGUACUUUGCCUAUUAUUUAGUUAUUUGUGUCUGAUGCCGUCACAGAAGUGUACCAGGGAUUACAUCGAUGUGAAGAGUGAUGAUA
Messenger RNA from Entelurus aequoreus (snake pipefish), 1726 nucleotides. It is a transcript of the gene ncf4, whose product is annotated as neutrophil cytosolic factor 4. The record is from RefSeq and is a predicted model, not a curated record. Gene Ontology annotation, molecular function: protein binding; phosphatidylinositol binding; superoxide-generating NADPH oxidase activator activity. Gene Ontology annotation, biological process: respiratory burst; superoxide anion generation; phagocytosis. Bases 84 to 1133 code for a protein of 349 amino acids. Gene Ontology annotation, cellular component: NADPH oxidase complex. The transcript is spliced from 10 exons. NCBI's taxonomy places the organism in Eukaryota, Metazoa, Chordata, Actinopteri, Syngnathiformes, Syngnathidae.